This is a messenger RNA of Adineta steineri, 1365 nucleotides long. The record is from the annotation of a GenBank genome assembly. NCBI's taxonomy places the organism in Eukaryota, Metazoa, Rotifera, Eurotatoria, Adinetida, Adinetidae.
AUGAACACUAUAGGACAAACUACACAACUACCUAGUUAUUAUUGUACUGAAAAUAAUGUUUCGAUUCAGUUUACAUUGUCUUCCUCAGCUCAUUCAGCUUCAAAUCCAACAUCAAGUUGUUCUUUACAACAAUGUAAUGUAAACUUAACUAAUAAUAAUAACGAUAAUUGUCGUUCAUCAUCAACACCUUGUUUUGAUUAUCGAACAAUAAAUAAUAUUAGCUAUUGUGCACCUGGUAUUUUAUGUUCAAUAUUAGAAAGAUGUGAUAAUAUUACGCAAACAUGUUCAUCAAAUAAUUCAGUGUGUGUUAUUAACUCAUGUUGUUCACCACAAGCAGUAUGUUUACCAUUCUCAGCAACAUACAUGUGUAAAACAGGAUGGGUUUCUACUGGCAAUAUGACUAAUGCACGAUUUGGUCACACAGCAUCUUUAUUAUCAAAUGGAAAAGUAUUAGUUACUGGCGGAAACUAUGGUGGCUCUUUAAAUAGUGCUGAGCUGUAUGAUUCAUCAACAGGUAAUUGGACAACUACUGGUAGCAUGACUGAUGCACGGCAAUGGCAUACAGAAUCUGUAUUAUCAAAUGGAAAGGUAUUAGUUACUGGUGGAUGGAAUGGUAGUACUGUUUAUAAUAGUGCUGAGCUAUAUGAUGCAUUAACAAGUACUUGGACGCCUACUAAUAACAUGAAUAAUGCACGAGAAUAUCACACAGCAUCUUUAUUAUCAAAUGGAAAAUUAUUAGUUAGUGGUGGAUUCAAUGGGAAUAUUACAUUAAAUAGUGCUGAAUUAUAUGAUUCAUCAACAGGUAGCUGGGCAACUACUGGUAAUAUGACUAAUGCACGCGAGUAUCACACAGCAUCUGUAUUAGCAAAUGGAAAAGUAUUAGUUGCUGGCGGAUAUAAUAAUGGUUAUUUAAAUAGCGCUGAGCUGUAUGAUCCAUCAACAGGUACUUGGACAACUACUGGUAGCAUGACUGAUGUACGACAAUGGCACACAGCAUCUGUAUUAUUAAAUGGAAAAGUAUUAGUUACUGGUGGAUGGGAAGUUUUUGAUUUAAAUAGUGCUGAGCUGUACGAUCCAUCAACAGGUAUUUGGACGACAACUGGUAAUAUGAAUAAUGCACGAUAUGUUCACACAGCAUCUUUAUUAUCAAAUGGAAAAAUAUUAGUUACUGGUGGAUUUGGUAAUAGUAAUUAUUUAAAUAGUGCUGAGCUGUAUGAUCCAGCAACAGGUAUUUGGACAACUAUUAGUAACAUGACUAAUGCACGAGAAUAUCACACAGCAUCUGUAUUAUCAAAUGGACUAGUCUUAGUUACUGGUGGAUACAAUGGUAUUACUGGUAUUUUAAGCAGUGCAGAAUUAUAUUAA